Molecule: messenger RNA, 1034 nt
Organism: Spea bombifrons (plains spadefoot toad)
Lineage: Eukaryota; Metazoa; Chordata; Amphibia; Anura; Pelobatidae
Product: sulfotransferase 6B1-like
Exons: 7
Coding region: 47-976 (309 amino acids)
Biological process (GO): sulfation
Cellular component (GO): cytoplasm
Molecular function (GO): sulfotransferase activity
Source: RefSeq, a predicted model, not a curated record
UGUGAGAACUAGAGUAUUUUCAACUACUUGAUCACAUUCCGGGAACAUGUCUGCUGGCACUGAAUCAAAAACAAACCGGGAGAAAUUCCUGGAAGAAAUGCAAAAGAUAGCGGCAGAGGCUGCCAAGAAAACUCCUGAGGAACUUGUGUUUAAUUAUAAAGGGGUUCUGUACCCCAGCUCUAUCUGUAGUGAGGAGACUUUCCAAGCUCUACAAUCUUUGGAAGCUAGGGAGGAUGACCUACUUGCUGUGACUUAUCCCAAGAGUGGAACUAAUUGGGUAACUAAGGUACUUCACGAAAUGUUAAUUUUAGUACACAAUAGAGAAAUAACCGUGGACCAUGCAAUGCUUGAAUUUGGAAAACCAGAAAAAGUAAAGUAUCUGAAAGGACAACCUUCACCAAGACUCUUCUCAACUCAUAUGUAUUAUGAUGAUGUCCCCAAAUCGUAUUUUGAAAAGAAAACAAAGUUUUUACUAAUUCUUCGGAAUCCAAAAGAUACAGCUGUGUCAUAUUUUCAUUUCUCUAACAGUAAUCCAGUGCUUCCUUCUUUUAGUACUUGGGAUGAGUUUUUCCGGGCAUAUAUGGAUGGAAAAGUUUGCUAUGGAUCAUAUUUUGACCAUGCGGUUGAUUGGAACAAACGUAUAGAUGAUGAAAAUAUCAUGGCAAUAACAUUUGAAGAAAUGAAAGAGGAUUAUCUCUCGCAACUCAAAAGAAUAUCUGAUUUCUUUGGGCUUUCAUUGACGGAGGAACAAUUAGCUUUGAUUGAAAGCAAAACCACUUUUAAAUCUAUGAAAGAGAAAUCUGGUGAUUCCCAUGGCAAACUUGGGAAUGUUUUCUUCCGCAAAGGAGAAAUAGGUGAUUGGAGAAACCAUUUUACUGAAGAGCAGAGCAAAGAGGUAGAUGCCAAAUUUGAAGAGUGCCUUGCUGGAACAAAACUAGGACAGAUGCUUAAUUAUGAUAAAUAUUGCAAAUUUUGAAAGUAUUAUUAUUAUUAUAUGUAUGACCUCUCUUUUGCAUUAAAUAUCUUACAUACAA